Schistosoma mattheei is the source of this 2168-nucleotide messenger RNA. Lineage: Eukaryota; Metazoa; Platyhelminthes; Trematoda; Strigeidida; Schistosomatidae. The record is from the annotation of a GenBank genome assembly.
CGAAGACUCAAGGUCGCUGAACUGAUAAAGCGGUAACCUCAAUCUAUUGUUUCGGCACAGUUGUGAAAAUGUUGUCAUUUAUUUUUCGAAGACUUUUGAGCCGACUCUAUUUUCGUACUCCUAAUUUGAACCCAUCUUUCCGAAGUCCUACUCCUAAGGCUUUUGUUUCAAGCUCGCCGGCCUUUGUAUAUAGAUCUCAUGCUUGUGGUGAGCUGAGCACGCGACAUAUCAACUCUACCGUUACAGUAUGCGGGUGGCUUGAACAUUGUCGACUGUCAUCUCGUUUUCUUGUUCUUCGUGAUGAUCGUGGCUUAAUACAAAUAUAUUGUGAUAAGAAUUCUCUCCCAAUUCCGCAGCUUUCUUUUGAGUCUGUCCUGAGAGUGACAGGUAAAGUCCAAGCACGUCCGGAAAAGGAUGUAAAUAAGGUAGUGUUAUUUGUGUUAUAUCUUAGCUUCAAGCUUAUGCCAACUGGCGAAAUUGAAAUAAUUGCCGAAAGCAUUGAAAUCCUCAGUCAUUCGUCUUUACUUUCCUUUCUUCCGAAAGAUGCAGCGAAUGUUAGUUGUUAUCCUACGAUCACUCAGUCAUUUUAAGGUCAACGAAACAGAAAGAUUAAAAUAUCGUUACCUUGAUCUUCGUUCGUCGAAUAUGCAAAGAAACAUGCGGUUUCGUUCAUCUAUCACUUUGCAAAUGCGAAGCUUCUUGUGUCAAAAUAAUGGUAUUGUACAUCUUUUGUGAUUCACAUAUAUAGGUUUUAUUGAAAUCGAAACUCCAUAUUUGUUCAAAAUUACUCCAGGGGCAAGUACUUGUGAUAAUUUCUGAUUUCUUUAGGGUGCCCGUGAGUUUAUUGUACCUACCAAGUUUCCUGGAUUAUGGUACUGCUUACCUCAAAGCCCCCAACAAUUCAAACAACUUUUGAUGAUAAGUGGGUUUAGUAAAUAUAUGCAGAUCGCCAGAUGUUUUCGAGACGAGACUUCUAGAUCUGACAGACAGCCCGAAUUUACUCAGUUGGACAUAGAAAUGGCAUUUAUCACUCCAAAUGAUAUUUAUGAAAUAAUUGAGAAUAUGUUGUUAUAUAUUUGGCCUACAGUUCAGAGUACUUCAGGUUGUCGGCCAAUUUCGGCACCUUUUUUGCGCAUGAAAUAUUGUGAUGCUAUGUCACGAUAUGGAAGUGACAAACCAGAUAUACGCUUUGGUUUCUUAUUUUCAUACUCCGCUGUUGAUGGGUACACCGGUUUUAAUAUACCAAGGAAAUACUCAUCGAGUUUAAGUGCUGAAGAUUGGGACUCCUUGGAGGAUUUGGUUUUCCGCCUAACGGGCCAAAGAAUAUCAAUCUUUGCAGUUCAAAAUAUCAAGUCAAAACACUUGGACUUAUUAAAUUUAUUAAAGCCGGAGUGUGGUGAUUUAGUCGUCUUCAUUAAAGGAAAUACAGAAACUGAGUUAAAAGCAUUGGGAAUGGCACGAGUUGAAGUCGCUAAGCUUAUUGAUUCGAAAGGUUUGUCAAUAUAUGAACCUGGAUUCCAUUUCCUUUGGGUAAAUCAAUUUCCAUUGUUUGAAAAAAAUAACUUAGGUCAAUGGAUAUCAGUGCAUCACCCAUUCACUGCUGCGUCGCCAGAGACAGCACAUUUCCUGUACACUGAUCCGAGCAAAGUCAUCGGUUUACAUUACGAUUUAGUUUGUAAUGGUCAAGAAGUUGGAGGUGGUUCAAUUCGGAUACAUAAUCCUGAGGUACAAAGGUAUAUUUUUACCGAAAUUCUCAAGGAAAAUUCUUGUGAAAUGGAAUACUUUUUAACUGCUCUAAAUUCUGGAGCUCCACCGCAUGGUGGGAUUGCGUUAGGUAAGUGGAUGUUAUAUCAUUACAUAGAUUCUCUCUAGGUCUUGAUCGUUUAAUUGCAAUAUUUGUAAAUGCCAAAUCAAUCAGAGAUGUAAUUGCUUUCCCAAAAGCGGCUGAUGGUAAAGAUCUCUUAUGUGGGACACCAACUAUGGUAGAUGAUGAAAUCUUAUCACAGUAUUGCAUUUCUGUUUCUAAUCUGAAUAAAAGUUGAUUUCCAAGCGAUAAUGUCUUGCCUUCCUAAGUGGUGGUUGCUUUAGUAACAUCACAGUAGGUUGGGUUUUAUUCUUGUUACGAAACUUUCACCAUCAUGGUAUACUGAUGUCUGAGUAUCGUAAAU